AUGGGGUUUUUCCAGACAAAGUGGAUCACCACGCAAGAUGACCUCAUAAUAAUUACCAGAUCCACCAACGUGGGCCACGUUCGCACCAACACCGUGAAGAAGGUGGCCCGGGUCAUCGCUGAGAAGUACUACACAUGCCUAGGCAACGACUCCCACGCCAAUAAGUGCGUGUGCAAGGAGACCACCGCUAUUGCCAACAAGAACCUCUACAGCGAGAUAGCAGUUGAUGUCACUCAACGGGUGAAGCAGAUUCAGAGAGGCCCGGGAAGCGGGAUCUCCAUUAAGUUGCAGAAGGAAGAGAGAGAAAGGAGAGAUCAUUAUGUUCCUGAGGUCUCAGUCCUGGAUCAGGAGAUCAAUGAAGUAGAUCCUGACACUGAGGAAAUGUUGAAGCUCUUGGACUUUGGCAGUCUGUCCAGCCUGCAGGUCACACAGCCUACAGUUGGCAUGAACUCCGGGACACCACGUGACUCCUUCUGCUGUGCUCCGAUAUCGUCAAUAAACCUUGGACGAAAACAGCAACAACAAAUUCCCAAAACGGAUAAAGAAAGUUGUGAUUCGCCAUGA
Molecule: messenger RNA, 564 nt
Organism: Prionailurus viverrinus (fishing cat)
Lineage: Eukaryota; Metazoa; Chordata; Mammalia; Carnivora; Felidae
Product: 40S ribosomal protein S17-like
Exons: 1
Coding region: 1-564 (187 amino acids)
Biological process (GO): translation
Cellular component (GO): ribosome
Molecular function (GO): structural constituent of ribosome
Source: RefSeq, a predicted model, not a curated record